This is a messenger RNA of Verticillium alfalfae VaMs.102, 4572 nucleotides long. RefSeq names its product Zfp294 protein. Bases 1 to 4572 code for a protein of 1523 amino acids. The transcript is spliced from 7 exons. Gene Ontology annotation, biological process: ribosome-associated ubiquitin-dependent protein catabolic process; rescue of stalled cytosolic ribosome. Lineage: Eukaryota; Fungi; Ascomycota; Sordariomycetes; Glomerellales; Plectosphaerellaceae. The record is from RefSeq and is a predicted model, not a curated record. Gene Ontology annotation, molecular function: ubiquitin protein ligase activity; ribosomal large subunit binding. Gene Ontology annotation, cellular component: cytosol; RQC complex.
AUGACAGCAUCGCUUUUCAUUGUCGCGUCGCGCAACUCCGAAGCGCUCGUUAGGUCAAGCCAGCGCCGACUCUUCCCCCGCCUAACACCUCAUUUCGACACUCCCCCCAUCGCGGCACCAUCGCCCGCACCUUUGCCCCCGAUGUCACGAGCUCAAGGUAGAAGCUCUCGCUUUCCUGGCGCCAGUGCCUUUGCCAGCAGCUCCCACCCGGGUACGUCAGGAUUCGGCGGCUUCUCGUCAACCCAGACCGGCAGCGGUCUCUCCUACCUGACCGAGCCUCCCGAUUUCUCCUCCAUUUCUGAUGCGAAUGUUGGUGUCGCCUUCAAGAACUUGCUCAAGAAAGAUGCCACAACCAAGACAAAAGCCCUGGAGGAGCUCGUGGCAUAUGUGAGAGCGCACCCUCACGAGCAGCAUGGAGGGCCCGAAGAGGCGAUUCUGGAAGCUUGGGUUCAAGUGUACCCUCGUAUCUCAAUAGACAAUGCCCGACGGGCGCGCGAGCUCUCACAUACCCUGCAAUUCGAACUUAUGAAAUCUGCGAGAAAGCGCAUGGAGAAACGGGUGCCGAAAGUGGUUGGCACCUGGCUCGCGGGCACAACAGACAAGGAUCGCGCAGUCGCAAACGCGGCCAGCCAAGGCCUCUCGUCCUUGCUGACCAACAUCGACAAGGUCCUCGCUUUCUGGAAGAAAUGCCAGCCUCAGAUUCUCACGUACGCGGCUGACGCGAUACGAGAAACCAAAGAUACCCUUAGCGACGAACGAUCGACGACGGCCGACGAUGCGGAGGCGAAAUACUACCGUGUCGUAAACUCAAGUCUGUCUUUGGUCCUUGAACUACUACAGAAGCUGGAGCAAGCCGAUCUUGACGCCGAGGCGGAUUCGUACGACAUCUUCUUCUCAGAGGACGUGGUAUGGAAGAGUGCGACCUUUGCCGACUCAGCGGUCAGGAAGGUCACCUGCGAGCUUCUAUGGGUCUGUUUGGAGAAGAGACACGAUUCUGUCGCAUCACAAGUGCCAAGACUGAAGAAGAUCUUUGUCACAGAAGGACUUAAGAGCAACCAGACCGGCUCUGCAGUUGAGUAUGUGAGGGUCCUUACCCGCUUGACGCAAAAGUUUCCCGAGAUCUGGUCAUCAAGCAGCGACAAGAAGACGCCUAUCUCUCGUCUACAGCUUUUCUUGGAAAAGGGGUCGCAGGGUAGCUCGGUCAAGUUCUGGGGCUACCUGGAGCAGUUGCUCGCAGUACUUCCAACCGAACAACUGACUCACGAAUCCGCGUCCGACAUUCCAAGGUCGUUGAGAGUCGGUAUUGCGAGUCGUGGAGAACCUCGGAUCAACGCGCCAUCAGCCUGGACAUGCUACGUUCGCGCCGCACGGCACUUUCUCGCCUUGUUGCCGUCCGACGGCCCCCAAUCUCAAUUCCUUCUUGACCAUAUUUUCCCUCUCAUUAGCCACUACCUGAAACCCACGACGGAAACGACGGGAUGGGACGUGGGAGGCAAAGCAGGUACACUGGUUCUUGUGGAAGCAUUCGGCAUCACCAUAGACCGUCACCUUGACGGGGCUCAAACAGAGACUGCAGAUGCAUGGCAGCGGCUAUCUGCCGAAUUAUGUUCCAAGAUAUCCAACUCCCUUCCAGAGGUGUCGAAAGACUACGAAAAGUCACAAGAUGCCGUUGCCCAAGAGGGCGACCGGUGGUUCUCACUUGUCGGUCAAAUCCACACCAAAAUGACUGCCGCGCACCAGAAAGCGCAGGUCCUGGACCGUCCUUCCAAGGACAUCGUGUUUCGCGCCAUUGAAUUGCUGGCGAACAGAAACCUGAAGCCUUAUGGCGCUGCGAGCGUACUGCACAGUGUUGGCCGACAUGCUUCCUUCAUUUGGGAAGACAAAUCCGUUCUGACAGCAUUCGAGAAAUUCCUACUUGAGCAGGGCCGUGACCACAUGGACUUAAUCCUUACCUCACGGUCGCGUAAAGACCUCGUCGCCUGUGUAUCAGGCUUGGGAGCUUCACAAAACCAACAUGCAGCAUUCCUCACGAUUUGGAAGACUUGGAUCGACACACUUAUCCUUCAGCAAGAGCAGCCUGCAGCACUCGAAGCUAUCGGAAGUUUAGCAACGUCACAAGGUGGAAUAACGUUUGCCUCGUCUCAUGCAGGCUACCAGGACUUGUUGGCAGCAAAAGCGUCUCAAUCCUUGCAAGGUUCUAUCGAUGCAUGGUCAUUCCUAGAGGAGGCCUUCAUCAAAGGAACUGUCACUGAUCGUGUAUUGGAAAGUAUCGUUCAAGAGGCACUCACUCUUCUUGGCCGAGAAAAAAAACAAACCGACAACGCCGUACGAGCCCUCGAGAUUAUUGCCAGCCGCAACCCUACGCAACUUUCACGGGAUGAUACAACGCACAUGGCUCUCAUUACAUCUUUACUUGGCCUAGCUGAAUUGGACGAUUCUACCAUCUCAUCCCGUGCUAGCACAUUGCGAUCUCUCAUCGACAAGCCAUCAGGCGGGAAGCAAGCCGCUGUGGCAAUCAUACAAAGAAACUUGGAGGAUGCGAAUCAGCAAUCACUUGGUAUCGAAACACUAUGUCACCAAGCUAUCCAAGCCGCCGAGGGCGGCGAUGUCGCUAUCAAAGAACUACUCCCAAACACUACUACAAGAGACCUGACGCCGUUGGGUGUCUACAGCGCCAGAGCCCUCAAUGACCUUAUCGGGACUCUGACAGAUCAUCAUGGCCCACCCUCGUCGGUCGAUAAUGUGCUUGCCAGAUUUGACGCGGUGAAGGCAUCACCUACGACUAUUCUCGGCGCUGUUGCUCUCUUAGACGGAUUUGGGGAGGUGCUGCAGUCAUCGAAGCUCGUCAAUACGCUUUGCAACCGCCUGAUCAGCGACGCAGCAGGACUUUCAGCCCAAUCCGACAAGACUUUGCCCACGCUUGUGCUCCUCAACACCUGCACCCGGGUCUUUGGUGUCGGAGAGAUACCCGUUGCUAACAAUCGAUUGGUAUUUGCGAUCCGUCAAAUCACCUCUUGGCUAGAUGACCCGGUUGGCUUGACCCCAGCUCUGUCGGCGGAGAUUUGUCGAGCAUUGCACAUGCUGCUUCCCAGCAUAAAAGACGUAUAUGGACCGCACUGGGAGCGCACGAUUGAGUUCUGCACGACGCUCUGGUCCAAGGCUGCAUCUGAUGAUCUAGAGGACGCUAUUCCUUACAUCCAUGCGUCUUUGAGGCUUAUGAAUGCCCUCGAGUCUAUCUCUGAGCCUAACGAUGACCUGGUAGACGCCAUUCAGGAAUCCGCCGAGAACAAAUCGCGUGCUCUCUUGACGCUCCUCGAGAUGCCGAGGGAGAAGAGCACGCAGCCGCUAGAGAUUAUUGACGGUCUUAUCUGCCGGCAGGUUGAGAAGAUCCAACUGAAGCAUAUUGCCGACCUCUCAGACCUCUAUGGUCUCGUGUCUUCAGAGUCGCGCGACAUUCAAACUGCUGCCUUCAGCUUGCUUCACCGGUCAUUGCCAGCCAAACAAGAGCAGCUGUCGAUUGAUGUUCUUUUGGAGAAGUCUGACGCGCGUCUACCUGAUGAAUUGCUCUCUCUACUGCUAGAGGCGCCGACCCUGGAAAAGUAUUCAGACGAGGUUCUCGCCCAAUUUCCCACGGCGAUACGAUCUUACCUCCUUACAUGGUGCCUCGUCUUCGACGCCUACAGCACCGCAUCUCUGAAAGUUCGAAACGACUAUACUGAGCACUUGAAGACCGAAAAUUACGUCGGCCCUCUGAUGGAGUUUACGUUUGAUGUUCUCGGCCACUCUGCCGCCCACGCCUUAAACCUCGAUCGCGAGGGACUCGCAAUCGAGCAGAUCAAAUCCUACGACCUCAAGGUUGCCGAUUCAGAACCUGAGGAAAAGAAUUUGCACUGGCUCCUCGUCCACCUGUAUUAUUUGACUUUGAAGUAUAUUCCUGGUCUUUUCAGGGCCUGGUACAUAGAGUGCCGCUCGAAGCAGACCAAGAUUGCAGUGGAGGCAUGGAUGAUCAAAUACUUCUCACCCUUGAUCAUCUCCGAGGUUCUCGACGAAGUUGCCGUCUGGGCGUCGUCGCAAGAGGCACCGGCUGCAGAUGAGAACGAGUUGGUCGUCAAGGUAAGCCCGACGGCCAAGGAAAUCACAGCUGGAUACGAAGUCGACGAGUCACUGGCGUCCAUCGCCAUUCGAGUCCCGGCGGGCUACCCUCUUGAAGGCGUCAACGUCGUCGGACUCAACAGAGUUGCGGUCAAUGAGCGCAAGUGGCAGAGCUGGUUGAUGACGACUCAGGGUGUCAUUACGUUCUCGAACGGCAGCAUCAUUGACGGCCUCACCACCUUCCGUCGCAACAUCGUUGGCGCCCUCAAGGGUCAGAGCGAGUGCGCCAUUUGCUACUCCAUCAUCUCAACGGAUAAGAAGAUGCCGGAUAAGAAAUGUUCAACCUGCAAAAACCUCUUUCACCGAACCUGCUUGUAUAAGUGGUUCCAGAGCAGCAACCAGAACACAUGUCCUCUGUGUCGUAACCCGAUCGACUAUCUUGGCUCGGAUGUGAAGACGAGGAGGGCAGCAGCUGCGUGA